Onychostoma macrolepis is the source of this 3226-nucleotide messenger RNA. It is a transcript of the gene arfip1, whose product is annotated as ADP-ribosylation factor interacting protein 1 (arfaptin 1). The record is from RefSeq and is a predicted model, not a curated record. NCBI's taxonomy places the organism in Eukaryota, Metazoa, Chordata, Actinopteri, Cypriniformes, Cyprinidae. Gene Ontology annotation, cellular component: trans-Golgi network membrane. Gene Ontology annotation, biological process: intracellular protein transport; regulation of Arp2/3 complex-mediated actin nucleation. Gene Ontology annotation, molecular function: phospholipid binding; protein domain specific binding. The transcript has 10 exons. Bases 142 to 1593 code for a protein of 483 amino acids.
UUUGAAAAGACUUUCACUGAGCCUUGGAGGGAUUCGAUGUAUAUUGAAUGAUACACACAGCAACUCAAACUCAAGCCAAGAUCAUUUUUAUGAAAAGAGCUGUGCAACAAGAAGGAGAACAGUUGUAAUCUGUGUGCAGGAAUGUCAGAAGCUAGUUUUGACUCUGGGAAGAAUUCCUCAGAGGAUAAUCAAUCGGACCCUAAUGAACAGGGCCCUCAAAAUACUGCUGACUCUGUGAGUCAAUCAAAGGCCAGAAAAAACAGCCUGGAUGAAGCACACAUGACUGAAAUUGACAUCAGUGAGGACAAGGAAUUUGGAAACCACAAUUACACUCACAGUGAGGAUGAGGAUGAUGGCGAUGAAGAUGAGGAUUCUCAGGCCCAGAGUAAAACUAGUGGAAUAAUUCGGGAUAAUGCUGAUUCUGAAACAACAAGCCGUGUGGCAGCAGAAGCUGAUGUGAAGGUGGCUAUGGCAGAGGAGGCCCACAGAAGCCCAGCUGCUCAAAUCUCAGUAACCAGAAACGGAGAAGCAGACAAGAGUCAUGAGGAAGUGUUUCACAGGGAUGUGCCACACAAUGUCUCCUCUGGACCAAACACAUCACACUCCCACAAUUCACCUGAAAACUAUGCAAUGAAUGAGGGAGUUGUCCAAGUGGGGCCAUAUACAGGGUCGCCAUUCCAGGCCACCACACCUAAAGUUGUCCCCAGUCCUGCAGCAGCCAGCCGGCUAGCUCGUAGCAUCAGCGAUAGUCAGGUGGAGACACAGAAAGGUGCUUUGAGAGAGCAGCAGAUGGAAGGAGCAGUGGUCCUCGCUGAUGACAUGAAGAGUCCUGCCAUAGAGAAACUGGAGCUGGUGAGGAAGUGGAGCAUCAACACUUACAAAUGCACUAAGCAAAUUCUGUCGGAGAAGUUAGGUCGUGGCUCCCGUACAGUUGAUCUGGAGCUGGAGGCGCAGAUCGAGGUUCUUCGUGACAACAAACGAAAGUAUGAGCAUGUUAUCAAGCUGGCGCAGACACUUUGCACUCAGCUGGCGCAGAUGCUGCAGACGCAGAGACAGCUGGGUGACGCGUUUGCCGAUCUUAGUCUCAAGACACCCGAUCUACAUGAGGAAUUUGGCUACAAUGCUGAAACCCAAAAACUUCUGGCGAAAAAUGGAGAAACUCUGUUGGGAGCUAUCAACUUCUUCAUCUCCAGUGUUAAAACUCUAGUGGAUAAAACUAUAGAGGACACCUUGAUCAACAUUAAGCAAUAUGAAGCAGCAAGGAUUGAGUAUGACGCAUAUCGCACAGAUUUAGAGGAGCUCAAUCUGGGUCCACGGGACGCCAAUACACUCCCUAAGAUUGAGCUGUCUCAGCAACAGUUCCAGAUCCACCGUGAAAAAUAUGAAAAGAUGCGCAAUGACGUCUCAGUCAAACUCAAGUUUCUGGAGGAAAACAAGGUGAAGGUGUUACACAACCAGCUGAUUCUCUUCCAUAACGCCAUCGCAGCAUACUUCGCAGGCAACCAACAGCAGCUGGAUCAGACCCUUAAACAGUUCCACAUCAAACUAAAGCUACCAGGAGGAGAAACCCCCUCUUGGCUAGAGGAGCACUGAUUGAAUCAGAUGGUAUAAUCCAGAGCGGAGGGCAGAGCACACCACUCCAUAAGGAAACCAAAUCCAUAAAAAGCAAAAAUGUCUCGCUAUCACUCCUUUCCCUUUUUACAACUUUCAGGACACUAAAGCCUGUCAAUAAAUGUAUGACAGGAAACCAUUUUGAUAAAAGAGAAAUAUUUAGCUCCUCUCUUUGUCCUUGCUAUGUCUGACUUUACACUUGAAGUUUAGUUUUUAAAUAAAUGCUUUUUCUUUUGUCUGAGAGUUUGCACUCUCUUGCGUAACAAAAACAAUCUUGUUGUUUUUGAAUCAAGUUACCAGCACUUUAAUGAUAGAUGGAAUACAGACAAAUAAGCAGGAAGCAGGAAGAAAUGAGGGGCCUUAUGAAUGUUGUACAGACUUUAAAGUAGUUUUUUUGAAAAAAAAAUGAUUCAAAUUAAAUUGGUCUUGGACUAAAAAUCAGUCUGACACUUAAUUCUACUUCAAAUUUGCCUUUUCAUCUUUUUCUAGACCUCACUAGUGUCAUCCUCUCCUAACCUUUUUUUUUAUGUAACUGCACUGUUAUAUUGUUAUCAAGCACAUUGACAUAAAUUUCCAUAUUGCCGCCGUAAAGGGCAUAUUGAUCUGAAAGGUUGAUCAUUUUAGUUCAAACUUGAAGUUUUGCUGUGCUGCAUUUACUGUCACAAAAAGGGCAGGAUAAUCAGAGGUUAUAAACUCUCAAUUUCUGGCUUUUUUGCUGUAAAUUUUUAAGGUGAACCUUUUGUAGAUCCCAUUGAAAGGGGAUGGGGCUUCAUUUCUGACUUGAUGUGCCUUGCUCUUUGUCAAUCAUCAAUUUUAAUCAUCUUCAGUGUUGUCAGGAGUUACUCUCAUUACCAUCCUACAGACCACAGAAUGGACCAAUAAACACAGCCAUAUUUGCAGUCCAGGAUAAUCACACAUGCAUAUAGACCAGCAAUCUCUAUUUAACUUGAAAUUACAAUCUUUUUUUUCCCUUCGUUUAUUUUAUUUUUUUAAACGACCUUUCUUUGCAUUCCAUUUCUUCAAUAACUAAGCCAGGAAUCCAUUUUGUACAAAAUGUAAACCAAAACUCCCAGGUAAGUACAAAAGAAGAAGUAAUUUUGGGUUUAUUAAUUUUUAUUGCAACAGAUUAUGUACCAGGUGUACAUUUGAAUAUGUGUAAAUAUUAGACCGGGGGUCACCAGAUGAAUACAAAAUGAAUGUAGAACAAAUUCAUAUAAAAACAUGGAUGCCAAAUGGAAUGUUAAGAUUUAUAUCUUGAAUACAAAAUAAUGGAGUUGUUUAUUCUUGGAGACUCUUAAAACAUCUGCACUCCUGGUUCUCCUUGUCUUGCCUCUUUUCAUUUGAUGUACAAUAACUACCUUUAGUUUCUGUGUGACUUCUCAGUUCUGUCUUAGCAGCAGACAGACACCAAUGUACAGUAAAUGUGGGAACUGACUGACAUGCUUAGUCACAUCUAUAUAUAUUUGUAAAAUCUUGUAUUUUACUUUGGGUAUAAAAGAACUUUGCUGUGUGCUGCUUUUUUGAGGAUUUGUUGAUAAACGAUGGAUCAGGUGUAUAAGGGCAGAAAAGAUCUGAAUGUUGAAUCAUGGGAGAAAAUAAAACUUUUCAUUCUUAA